CGCGCCGAACCCUCCCACUGGCGACCGGCAACUGAACUACCGAGCCACUAGUGCUGUGUGAACCGCGGACAGUGCACCGCCGAAACAUGUGAACCUAUGGAUUGCCACCGACUUGUUACAACUUUAUUAUAAUUGACUUACACUUACAAUAAUUGCCAAACGUGACAUGACAAUACGUGGGCAGGGUAGGACACGUAGGCGGAUGGCGUGGGUGCGGCGUGGUGCAGCGUGCGGUACUGAGAGGCGGCCCGCGCUGUCCUAAGCAGCCGCCAUGGUGGCCGCCGUCGUCACGGUGGCGCUCAUCGCAGCGUUCACAGCCGCCGCCGGAGGAGGCCGCGUGGCCGCACCCCGCGAGCGGCUGCGUCGCGUCGGGAGGUCGUCUAUAGUGGCGGUAGAGACGGACCAGGAGGGCGGCGCGGCGGGCGCGGCGGGCGCGGGGGGCGCGGCCACCGAGGCGGGCGGCGCGGACGAGGUGGACGUGGCGCAGAUGGCGGAGAUGGCGGAGAUCGCGGAGAUGGCGGAGGUGCCGGCGUGGCGCGACCUGUGGUACGGCUCGCUGGACGCGCUGCACGUGCUGCGCGAGCCCACCAUCAACAACACGCAGGAGGACGUGCUGGCGCAGCUCGGCGCCGUCGCCUUCCUGCACUGCCCCGUGCGGAAUCUCGGGGAGAGAGGGGUGUCGUGGGUGCGGCGCCGAGACUGGCACAUCAUCAGCUCCGGUGUGCUCAUGUACACUAACGACGAGCGCUUUCAAGUGCUGCACAGCGAGGGUUCCGACGACUGGAUCCUGCAGAUAAAGUACGUGCAGAAGAGGGACAACGGCACCUACGAGUGUCAGGUGUCGACGGGGUCUGGCACGCUGUCGCGGCUGGUGCACCUGCACAUCGCGGUGCCGGAGGCGUUCAUUUUAAUAAACUAUGCGCGCGGCGUCACCGUCGUCAAUCUAGCAGGGCCCAAGACGCAGUGCAAGGGUGACAAGAUGGCGGCGACCCUGAGCCGCAACACGAACGCGGCGCGCGCCCGGUCCGCGUCCGCCGCGGGCGCCGCGCUGCGCCUGCUGGCCGCCGCGCUCGCGGUCGCGCUCCGCUCCUGA
This is a messenger RNA of Achroia grisella, 1093 nucleotides long. RefSeq lists its product as uncharacterized. Gene Ontology annotation, biological process: synapse organization. The record is from RefSeq and is a predicted model, not a curated record. The transcript is spliced from 8 exons. NCBI's taxonomy places the organism in Eukaryota, Metazoa, Arthropoda, Insecta, Lepidoptera, Pyralidae. Gene Ontology annotation, cellular component: neuron projection membrane. Bases 272 to 1093 code for a protein of 273 amino acids.